This is a messenger RNA of Amaranthus tricolor (Joseph's coat), 2078 nucleotides long. RefSeq names its product 3-ketoacyl-CoA synthase 6-like. Gene Ontology annotation, cellular component: membrane. Gene Ontology annotation, biological process: fatty acid biosynthetic process. The coding region runs from base 255 to 1727 and encodes 490 amino acids. The record is from RefSeq and is a predicted model, not a curated record. Gene Ontology annotation, molecular function: acyltransferase activity, transferring groups other than amino-acyl groups. Lineage: Eukaryota; Viridiplantae; Streptophyta; Magnoliopsida; Caryophyllales; Amaranthaceae. The transcript is spliced from 2 exons.
AUAUAUAUAUAUAUAUAUAUAUAAAAUAAAGUCCACAGCUAAGAGAGCGUUACAUGAUGUUGAAACCUCCAUUCAAUAUCGUUACUCCCAUCUGCCCUCAUUCAUUGCUUGAUCUCUUCGCCCCUCUUUAUAUUCAUCAACUUUCUUCUGUCAUUUCCCCUAUAACUUGUUUACACAUAUACACACAAAAAUUAUUCUCAAAAAGUUAAGAAAAAGCCCAUUUAAUAUAUCCAAAAAAAAAAAAAACCAAUAAAAUGGAGACAAAUUCAGUAAGGCUGAAAUAUGUUAAGCUAGGUUACACAUACCUAGUGAACCAUUUUUUGAGCCUAAUUCUUGUGCCUAUUAUGGCGGGUAUAACCAUUCAGAUUCUUCGGGUCGGGCCCGAAGAAAUUGUAUCUCUUGUAAAGUCCCUUCAAUUGGAUUCGAUUCAAUUAUUAUGCUCGAUUUUUCUUGUUAUUUUUGUCCUUACAGUUUAUUUUAUGUCCAAACCUCGACCUAUUUACCUAGUUGAUUACUCCAUGUUUAAACCCCCAUAUACUUUUCGGGUUCCUUUUGCUACUUUUAUGGAGCACAGUAGACUUAACUUAAAAGGUAACCAAAAAGCUGUUGAAUUUCAAAUGCGGAUCUUAGAGCGAUCUGGGUUAGGUGAAGAGACAAGUUUACCCCCAGCUAUUCAUUAUCUUAACCCCAAACCUACUAUGGAAGCUGCUCGUGGCGAGGCCGAAAUGGUUAUUUUCUCAGCUGUUGACGAUUUAUUAAAGAAAACCGGAGUUAAGCCUAGGGAUAUCGAUAUAUUGAUCGUUAAUUGCAGCUUAUUUUCUCCAACUCCGUCAUUAUCUGCCAUGGUUGUUAACAAAUACAAGCUCAGGAGUAAUAUUAAGAGCUUUAACUUGUCUGGCAUGGGCUGUAGUUGCAGUCCUAUAUCCGUGGACUUGGCUAGGGAUCUGUUGCAGGUUCAUCCAAACUCAUAUGCAAUGGUGAUUAGUACUGAGAUCAUAACACCAAACUACUAUCAAGGAAACGAAAGAGCAAUGCUUUUACCAAAUUGUCUUUUCCGUAUGGGAUGUGCGGCAAUACUCCUAUCUAAUAAGCGCAAAGAAAAGAAGAGAUCUAAAUACCAACUUCUUCAUAUUGUCCGUACACAUAAGGGAGCAGACGACAAGGCUUUUAAAUGUGUCUACCAAGAGGAAGAUCGUGAGGGUAAUGUUGGAAUCUCCCUUCAAAAAGAUCUCAUGGCAAUAGCCGGUGAGGCCUUAAAAUCAAACAUCACAACAAUGGGUCCUUUAGUUUUACCAACAUCGGAGCAACUUCUUUUCCUCUUUUCUCUCAUCGGGAGGAAGCUCUUUAACCCGAAAUGGAAGCCCUAUAUUCCAGACUUCAAACAAGCAUUCGAGCAUUUUUGUAUCCAUGCUGGUGGUCGGGCUGUCAUUGAUGAGCUUCAAAAGAACUUACAACUCUCCGCAGAACAUUGUGAGGCUUCUAGGAUGACAUUACAUAGGUUUGGAAAUACGUCUUCAUCCUCCCUUUGGUAUGAGCUUAGCUACAUCGAGGCUAAAGGAAGGAUGAAAAAAGGAGACCGCGUUUGGCAAAUAGCUUUUGGAAGUGGAUUUAAGUGUAACAGUGCUGUUUGGAAGUGCAAUCGUACAAUCAAAGCACCCACCGACGGCCCUUGGUCUGAUUGCAUUGAUCGAUACCCUGUCCACAUACCCGAUGUUGUGAAGCUUUAGAAGUUCCAUUUUAAUAUUCUCAAUCAAAUGAUGUGUUUAUUGAACAUUCAUCUAUUAUCAUAUAUUAUUGUUUGAUUAACUAAAUGUGGUUAUUUCUAUCAUAAUUAUAAGAUAAGAAGGAAUUCCACUUUGUAAUGAUUUCUAAGUUAUAGCAUAGUUUUCUAAAGGUUUCUAAUAGAAACCUAUCAUAUUUUUAUGCAUUUUAUGUUAACUUUUGUUGUAAUAUUGUACUAUAUAUCACUUGUUAGAAUUAGAUACUGUACCUUAUCAUCAUACAUUACAAUGUACUAAUACUACUACAAGUACACAAGGAGUUACCAUAUAUUUUUAUAACUUACAAAUUUUAUCGUU